AUGGAUUAAACUGUUGUUGAUUAAUUGUCUUUAGAUGCUAUACCUUAUUAUCAAGAAUAGUUGUACGGAGCACUGUCUUUAGUUCUAGAACUCUAAAAUAGAAUCGAAGCUGAAAAUGAAAUUACUGAAAAUAUUGUCGUUAAAAUGUAAGAUGACAAUAAGAAUGAAAUCUAUCAACAUGUCUUGGACUUUGAUGAAAAGAACAUUGAUGAUGUAAUCUAAGAAAUGAAUGAAAAAUGUUUAACUCAAUUAGAAGAAAUAGAUUAAGAAACAUUUAAAUAAGAGGAAUAAAUAUUCACUAUGAAUUAAGUAUAUUAUUAUUAUAUAUUCUAGAAAAUAGAUGAAUUAGAAGAUAUCAUUUCUAAUUGCAUGACUCAAACAAACAAAGAUUAAGUAGUCUUAAACUAAUUAAAUAAUUUGAUCAAGGAUAAGUAAUUACUACUACAAGACAUUAAUUUAGAAAUCAAAGAACAAGAAUAAAUUAAUAAGCAAAAUUAAUAAUUUAUUAAAAGAAGAAUGAAAUAAGAAAAAUAAAAGUAAUAAGAACUUGAUGAGAAGAUGCUUUUAAAAUAAAAAAAAUAAGAAUAGAAAUAAUUGUUAAAAGAAAAAACUGCAAAAAAUGAAGAGCUCUUAGUGUAAUCAUUGGUCGAGGAAAAAUAAAGACUCUAAAAUGAAUUGGAUGAAUUAAUUAAUGGUUAAGAAUAAAAAGUAUAGUAAUUACUGAGUUAAAUGGAAACUACGAUUAUGGAAGAAGAUGAAAAAUCUAUUGUAACUUCUGUUGUGUUAAGAGAGAGUUCAAAUAAAUCACAUUAUGAAAAAAAAGAAAUUCAAGAACAACCAAAAAAUAGAGCAUGUUGUGGAGAGUGUAUAAUAUUCUGA
Paramecium sonneborni is the source of this 879-nucleotide messenger RNA. The record is from the annotation of a GenBank genome assembly. NCBI's taxonomy places the organism in Eukaryota, Ciliophora, Oligohymenophorea, Peniculida, Parameciidae.